UAUCUGGUUGUUUGCCCCAUUGAUAUUUGGGUAUAACACACUGCUCACCAAUUUUACAAAUUUCCUACGAUUUCCCUUUCCAGAUGACCGAAAAAAAAAAACGAGGAAGAAUCUGCUUAUCUCCAUUUUCGCUGUGACCGCCGCUUCCGUCGAGGGCUUAUAGAAGAAGCCGAAUCGCAAUCUGCUGCCUGAUUUCUCAUCCCGUCUUCGGAUCGAAGCUGAGAUGGCGAGAAUGGUCCGGAGAAUGGGUGCUUUCACAUCGGCUUCUGCUUCGAGCUUGGUUCAGACUCAUCAUCGCAAGGGGAGAGGUACUCUGAACACUUUCUCAGAUUGUUCCUCUGUUUUAAGUUGUCGGAGAUUUGUCUCUUCUGGUGUUGGAGACUACAGAGACAGAUUGAGAUUUGGGUUUCAUGAUUGUAAUGUCGGUGAGGCUGUUGCUUUGUUCGAUCAGAUGGUUCGGUCUCACCCGUUACCCUCCAUCGUUGAUUUUAAUAAAUUACUAACUUCAAUCGCCAAAAUGAAACGGUAUGAUGUUGUGAUUUCUCUCUGCAAGAGAAUGGAAUUGCUCCGGGUUUCACAUGACGACUGCACUUUGAGUAUUCUCAUCAACGCAUUCUGCCGCUCAGGUCAAGUGGUUUUGGGCCUUUCGGUUUUGGGGAAAAUCAUAAAAAAGGGUUACAAGCCUCAUGUUAUCACGUUCAAUACCCUCAUCAAUGGAUUUUGUAUCCAAGGAAAGCUUUCGGUGGUAUUAAGUUGGGUUGACCAAAUGGUACAAGAGGGAUAUAAACCUGAUGUUGUGACAUAUAACACUUUGGUCAAUGGACUUUGUCGGGAGGGGAGAGUUUCUGAAGCUGUGAGUUUAGUUGAUAAGAUGUUAAAGAUGGGGUAUCAACCCGAUGUAGUUACUUAUGGCACUGUUGUCAAUGGGAUUUGCAAGUCGGGUGAUUGUGCUUUGGCAUUGAAUCUGCUCAUGAAGAUGGAGGAGAGGAACAUUGAGGUGGAUGUCAAAAUUUAUAGUAUGAUAAUUGAUGGUCUAUGCAAAGGUGGACACAUAGAUGAUGCAUUGAGCCUUUUCGAAAAGAUGGAUAGCAAAGGGAUUGCUCCAAAUGUUGUCACCUACAGUUGUUUGAUAAACGGCCUUUGCGUUUUCGACAGAUGGAACGAUGCUGUCCGAUUGUUGAAUGAUAUGGCCAAAAGAAAAAUCUUCCCUAAUGUUGUCACUUUCAAUAUAUUGAUCGAUGCGUUCGUUAAAGAGGGAAAGUUUCUGGAGGCUAAAGAACUGUACGAAGAGAUGAUUCGAAGAGGUUUAGUUCCAACUACUCUUACAUAUAAUUCAUUGAUCGAUGGGUUGUGCAUGCAGAAUCGCCUUGACGAGGCGAAGCAGUUGUUCGAUUUUAUGAUCAACAGAGGAUGUUAUCCGAAUGCAGUGACUUUUAAUUGUCUGAUAAAUGGUUAUUGCAAGUGUAAUAAGGUGGAUGAGGGUGUGAUGCUCUUUCAUGAGAUGCCUCGAAGGGGGUUGGUCGGUGAUACAUGUACUUACAGCACUCUCAUACAAGGAUUUUUCCGAGCGGGCAAUGUCAAGGUCGCCCAGAAACUCUUUUCAGAGAUGCAGAGUCAAGGUGUGGAUCUUGAUCUUGUAACAUACGCAAUAAUGCUUGAUGGUCUUUGUAAGAAUGGGAAACUGGACGAGGCGCUUGGAUUGUAUUGCCAGUUGGAAACGAGUGGGAUUGACCUUGAUAUCUUUGUCCAUAAUGUUAUGAUGCAUGGUUUGUGCAAGGGUGACAUGGUUGAUGAGGCACUCGGAUUGUUUAAUAAACUUUCUGAUAAAGGGGUUGAACUGGACGUAAUCACGUACAAUACAAUGAUUACUGGAUUUUGUGGAACAAGUUUGCUCGGUGAAGCCGACAAGCUGUUUAAGAAUAUGAAAAAGAUUGGUUGUAUGCCAGAUGAUUGUACGUAUAAUGUACUGAUCCGAGGUCAUCUCAAAGGUGGCCAUGUUGCAACUGUUAUCGAGCUUAUUCGGGAAAUGAGAAGCUGCGGUUUUUCUUCAGAUGUUUCAACAAUGGAAAUGGUUGUUGAUAUGUUAUUGGACGGGAGAUUGGAGAAAAGUUUUUUGGAUCUUCUUUCUCGGUGAGCUGUAACGCGGAGCUUGCUUUCGGUCAUGGAAGUUGUGUGACAAUGAGGUGAACGAGAAGGUUAUGAGUUGCUGGAAGUGUUCUUGCUAAAGGUUUCUUAAUGUCUGAAGUGGAGAGAUUGGCGUUGAUUUGUGGGUUUAUGGUUUCUUCUGUUUUCCGUCGGUGACUGCUUAAAAAUUUUCUGGAUCUGUACUCUGAGAUUCUGAUGCUAUGUAACAAUGUUCACGUUUAAGGUUCUUACAUAUCUAAACUUCACAGUUGAACAAA
Messenger RNA from Tarenaya hassleriana, 2402 nucleotides. RefSeq names its product pentatricopeptide repeat-containing protein At1g63330-like. The record is from RefSeq and is a predicted model, not a curated record. Lineage: Eukaryota; Viridiplantae; Streptophyta; Magnoliopsida; Brassicales; Cleomaceae. Gene Ontology annotation, molecular function: protein binding. The transcript is spliced from 2 exons. Bases 224 to 2134 code for a protein of 636 amino acids.